AUGAACAGCGAAUACGACUACUUGUUCAAACUCCUGCUGAUAGGAGAUUCUGGUGUUGGGAAAUCGUGUCUGCUGCUUCGUUUCUCCGACGACACUUACACCAACGACUACAUCUCGACGAUUGGGGUUGACUUCAAAAUCAAAACGGUUGAACUAGAUGGUAAGACCGUCAAGCUACAGAUUUGGGACACAGCUGGACAAGAGAGAUUCAGAACUAUCACUUCGUCAUAUUACAGAGGUGCACACGGAAUCAUUAUCGUUUACGAUGUCACAGACCAGGAUUCUUUCAACAACGUCAAGAUGUGGCUCCAGGAAAUUGACAGAUACGCAACUGCAGGUGUUUUGAAGCUACUCGUCGGGAACAAGAGCGACCUGCAAGAUAAGCGCGUUGUCGAGUUCGACGUGGCCAAGGAGUUUGCGGACUCGUUGCAAAUUCCAUUUUUGGAGACAAGUGCGUUGGAUUCGUCGAACGUGGAGCAAGCGUUCUUAACCAUGGCUAAACAGAUCAAGGAAAGCAUGGCGCAACAGCACAGAGACACCGGUAAGAAAGACGACAAGUCGAACGUCAAUCUGAAGGGUCAAAGUCUAUCGAACGCUUCUAGUGGGUGUUGCUAG
Lachancea mirantina is the source of this 615-nucleotide messenger RNA. NCBI's taxonomy places the organism in Eukaryota, Fungi, Ascomycota, Saccharomycetes, Saccharomycetales, Saccharomycetaceae. The record is from the annotation of a GenBank genome assembly.